Molecule: messenger RNA, 534 nt
Organism: Prorocentrum cordatum
Lineage: Eukaryota; Dinophyceae; Prorocentrales; Prorocentraceae
Source: the annotation of a GenBank genome assembly
CUCCCUCCAGCGCGGCAUUAGCUCAGGAUGAUGGGGGUCGGCCGCGGGCGGGACGGCACAACUCCUGCUGGGGGAGGUUGGCGCCACGAACACGGGGAGCAGGAGGAGGGGGAGAAGGACGACCGCGAGGACGAGCGCGCGGCCGAGGGUGCCGCCGACUCGCCCCGCCGCUCCCGCAGCGCUGGCGCCCCCGCCGCGGGCCCGGGCACGGCGGCCACCAACAACUCGGCGCGCCUGGGGCCGCGCCCACCAGACCCGCCGAGGUGCUCCUCGAAGCUGCCGUCGCCGCAGCCGCUGGCGCCGCUGGGCGCAGCGCUGCCCGCCGCCGCCUCGGCGGCCUCCGCGUUCGCGGCGGCCGCCAGGGGUGGUCGAGGAGUGGUCGAGAGGGUGGUCGUCGAGAGGUGGUCGAGGGGUGGUCGAGGCGCGGUCCCGGCGUAGUCGAAGGGCGGUCGAGGCGCAGACGAAGCGCUGUCGAAGCGUGGCAGCGCCCCGGCGCCCGGCCCCGGCACGGCCGCGUCUCCGCGCGGGGCCGGC